Messenger RNA from Linum trigynum, 2144 nucleotides. NCBI's taxonomy places the organism in Eukaryota, Viridiplantae, Streptophyta, Magnoliopsida, Malpighiales, Linaceae. The record is from the annotation of a GenBank genome assembly.
CAAAAACAGCUUGUCCGAUCAAAUCAAACUCCAUGGCAAGUGAUCAUCAUCAAACCAUUUGCCGCCUCCCGAAGAAAACUCAAUGGCAUCCAACACAGUGAAUCCUAAAAAUAAGAUUGCAUGGCGGUGGAGGAGGAAAAGAAACGGAUGCUCCAAGCUGAAAAGGCAGAGGAAGUUGAGGGAGCGAGAUCAGAUUCGCAGCAGAGGAGAAGAUCCCACGGGAGCCACACAUCUCUACGGAGAAAACCGAUUCCCAGUCGCAACCACCGGGGAAGACCCAACCCUCCACGCUCCGACGGCUCACCGAGUAACACAAACUCACAGGGGAGGUCAGAGGGUGAGAGCCGAGAAUGGCUUCACCAAAAGGUGAGACCACCAACCUAAGAAACAACACCCCCAUCCAGAUCUGGAAGAUGCACCCAAGCUGCUAACUCCGGCUCCAACAUUGAGCAAGCCCAGGACGGAACCCAAGACCCGAAAGAAGAGCAGUAGCUCAACUGGAAAGGGGAAAAUCAGAAGGCCACAACGGCAAAGAAGGCCACAACGGCAAGGAAAAACAGAACUGAAAUCCGAAUGAAAAAAAACCAGAGCAAAGCAACAAAAACCCAGAACAUGGAAGGAUUUGGGCCACCGCCGGUCUCCAAGAGGGAGCCGGCGGCAGCCCCUGAAGUCUGAAAUGGAAGCUUGGAAGAAGAGAGAAAGCAGAGCAAAAUUCAAACUAAAAGUAAGAGAGAGAAGGUAUGUAAGGGUUGAUGAUUGAUUAUUUAUUUGGUUGUUUGAUGGUGCUCUUUCAUUGAAACGAGCAUUACCUCCUCUCUCUUUAGUCUUUACACUACACGUGUUAUAGAAACACAUGGAGGUAAAAGUAUUUUUGUUCAACCAAAAAAAAUAUUUUUGUUCUUUUACUUUUUGCUUAAUUGGAUUUUCCUCUUCCUAUUCCUACACUUAGAGUUGGAACAUGGAUGUUAUAUAGGGUCAUGUCUCUAUAUCAGAGAACUGGAAGCGAUUUUGAGGAUUCCUAUUGGAGAGGAAGGUGCAGGUGAUUUCUGGGCUUGGAAUUACACUAAAGAGGGGAGUUUCUCUGUGAAGUCAGCCUAUCAUGCGAUUCGCAAUGCCAAUAUAUAUUUUCAACCAAGCGGGAAUGUUGAGAAAUGGAAAUGGAUUUGGAGCCUUCACCUCCCCCAAAGCUGAAAUUCUUUAUUUGGAGGUGCUCCAGAAAUGGGUUGGCAACGAAAGAGAGACUUCUUCACAGAAAAUGUGCUCCCAAUGCGACAUGCCCCGUGUGCCAUUUCCCCAUUGAAUUCAUCCAUCACUGCCUGUUCGAGUGCCCUCAUGCCAAUGAGGCAUGGACCACUAUUUUCCCGUCCCUCCCUUUGCCUCCCUAGAGAACUUUGUUCUUUGACUGGUUCUGCUCCCUCUAAGAUGCAGUCCAUCAGAAUUCCUUGAUCCAUAUUGUGUUUCUCUGUUGGAAUAUUUGGAAAACCAGGAACGAAUGUGCUUUCAAGAUAGAAUCAUGUGGCCUCUGAAUGUGUGCCAACAAGCGGUUAAAGAGUUUACCGAAUGGAGCUCUUGUCCGAGGCCCCCACCUCUCAUGCCUUCCCUUCCUUCUCAGAUCAGGGGACCCUGUCCAUUACGAAUCCUCCACCAAGUAAUCCCUCUUUGGUGAUUCACUGUGAUGGGUCGUUCAUUAGCGACUCCCAGCCGGCGGCAUAUGGCGUUGUGGUCUUUAACCAUCAUGGACAAGUGUGUGAUGGGCGAGCUAACAAUCUUCUUUGUUCCACCCCGAUUGAAGCAGAAACUAAGGCUCAUUUUGAAAUUAGCACAAGAAUAUGGAACCGAGUGUACAGUUCAUUCUGACUGUCAGGUGCUGGUAAAAGCUUUAAAUUCUAAUCUCGCGAGAUGGUCGUGGAGAUGUGCAGUCUGGAUUGGAUCGAUUGUCAAUAUCUUUAGGACAAAUCCGUUCAUUAAAGUCAAGGAAGUGUCGAGGGCACUCAAUGUCAGAGCUGAUUGGGUUGCACGUUCAAAGGCGAGAGCUACGCUUCCUGAUGAUUGGUUAAUAUUCUUGAUCUAAUUUCUGAUCUUCUUUAAGAAUGUAACCUCAUUACCUUUUCUUUCGUUUGCUGGAAUAAAAGUUGUUUCUCAUU